Magallana angulata is the source of this 621-nucleotide messenger RNA. RefSeq names its product mediator of RNA polymerase II transcription subunit 29-like. The coding region runs from base 11 to 520 and encodes 169 amino acids. Gene Ontology annotation, cellular component: mediator complex. The record is from RefSeq and is a predicted model, not a curated record. Gene Ontology annotation, biological process: regulation of transcription by RNA polymerase II. The transcript is spliced from 4 exons. Lineage: Eukaryota; Metazoa; Mollusca; Bivalvia; Ostreida; Ostreidae. Gene Ontology annotation, molecular function: transcription coregulator activity; transcription factor binding.
UAUAAUCAACAUGGCGUCCUCAGUUGAGCAUAUGAGACAAGGGGGAGCUCAACCUAAUGUACAGCAAAGCGCAGGCGCCCAACCUGUAAACCAAGCAGAGAAUGACCCAAUAUAUAGAUUUAAGUUACUUUUACCAAGAUUAAAAGAGUCGUUGGUUAAUUUAAUGAAAAUUGCAGGAACCUGUCUGCAUCACAACUCACAACAGCUGGAGGAUAGCACUUCCAGUGUUGAUAUUCAACUGCAAAAAUUUGAGAAAUCAUUGGAAGAAUUUUAUUCCAUGUGUGAUCAAGUAGAAAUUAGUUUGAGGCUUGCUUUGGAGAACAGUCAGUUGAAUGCUGAUACUGUGAAGUAUAUCCCUGCAUGUGUUAAUGUUCCUAAUGAAAAAGGGGAGUUACCAUCGACACAGAGGAUCAUGCAGUACCCACAGUACCAGGCCAUCAUCAGGCAGCAAAUACACAGUGCUAAAGAAAUGCAUGACUUGCUAUUGCAGUUUUCUCAGAAAAUAACCGCAAAGACAUGAGAGAGAGAGAGAGAGAGAGAGAGAGAGAGAGAUUAUUAAAGACUAAAAUGUUGAUCAUCUUUUGAGUUUUUUAUAAUAAAAUAAAUCAUAUUAUCAUAUUA